Canis lupus familiaris (dog) is the source of this 4078-nucleotide messenger RNA. It is a transcript of the gene TTI1, whose product is annotated as TELO2 interacting protein 1. The record is from RefSeq and is a predicted model, not a curated record. Gene Ontology annotation, biological process: chromatin remodeling. The transcript has 9 exons. Gene Ontology annotation, cellular component: cytoplasm. NCBI's taxonomy places the organism in Eukaryota, Metazoa, Chordata, Mammalia, Carnivora, Canidae. The coding region runs from base 176 to 3364 and encodes 1062 amino acids.
GGCGCAGGGAGUCUCGCCGGAACCCUUUCUCCCGCUCCCGCAGAACCUUUCUGGCGCUCUGUGGCGCGCUAGUUACACGUCACUUCCGGCGGGGCGAAGGAGGCGGGAGAGUGAGGGAAAGGCUGGAAGACGAGCCCACAGGAUGCUUCCUCAGUGAGAAGGAGGCUGCUGCACAAUGGCAGUUUUUGAUACUCCUGAGGAGGCCUUUGGUGCCUUGCGCCCAGUGUGUGUUCAGCUCACAAAGACCCAGACGGUGGAGAACGUGGAGCAUCUGCAGGCACAAUUACAAGCCGUGAGUGACUCCGCCCUUCAGGAGCUGCAGCAGUACAUCCUCUUCCCUUUGCGAUUUACGCUGAAGACACCGGGUCCCAAAAGAGAGCGCUUGAUUCAGAGCGUGGUGGAAUGCCUCACAUUUGUCCUCUCUUCAACAUGUGUGAAGGAACAAGUACUUCUCCAGGAGCUCUUUUCGGAAAUCUCUGCUUGUCUGUAUUCACCCAAGUCCCAAAAGCCCGCAGCUGUGUCCGAGGAGUUGAAAUUGGCUGUGAUCCAGGGCCUCAGCACAUUAAUGCACUCGGCUUACGGGGACAUUCUUCUGGCUUUUUAUGAGCCCUCCAUCCUGCCUCGUUUAGGAUUUGCUGUGUCUUUACUCUUGGACCUAGCAGAACAGGAGAAAUCAAAGCAAAUUAAAAUCGCUGCCUUAAAAUGUUUACAGGUUCUACUCUUUCAAUGUGAUUGUCAAGACCAUCCGAGGUCCUUGGAUGAGCUUGAGCAAAAGCAGCUGGGAGAUUUGUUUGCUUCUUUUUUACCUGGAAUUUCAAUGGCACUGGCCAGGGUUAUUACAGGGGACUUUAAACAAGGGCAUGGCAUCAUUGUGUCUUCCCUAAAGACCUUCUACAAGACAGUGAGUUUCAUUAUGGCUGAUGAACAGCUUGAAAGGAUAUCAAAAGUCCAACCAAAGCCUGCAGUGGAGCACAGAGUAGCAGAGCUGAUGGUUCACAGGGAAGCCAAGUGGGUAAAAAACACCAGCGACAAAUUAACUAUCCUUAUUAAAAAGAUAAUUGAGUGUGUUUCAGGCCACCCACACUGGAAGGUGAGGCUGGCCCUGAUAGAACUGGUCGAGGCCCUUCUCCUGAAGUGCAGCCAAUCGCUGGUCGGAUCAGCUGGACCCCUUCUGAAGGCUCUGGUGGGUCUAGUAAAUGAUGAGAGUCCUGAAGUCCAAGCCCAGUGCAGUAAAGUUCUGAGACAUUUUGCAGAUCAGAAAGUAGUGGUCGGGAAUAGAGCCUUUGCUGACAUCUUGUCAGAAAACCUGCACUCCCUUGCCACGUCUCUUCCCCGCCUCAUGAGCUCCCAGGACGAUCAGGGCAAAUUCUCUACUCUCUCCUUGUUACUCGGUUAUCUGAAACUCUUGGGCCCCAGAGUGAACUUUGUCCUCAACUCUGUGACCCAUCUUCAGCGCCUUUCCAAAGCGCUUAUCCAAGUUCUAGAAUUAGAUGUGACUGACAUCAAGGUUGUUGAGGAGCGGUGCUGGAAUUCUGGGCCUCUGGGUGCUUCAGAGACUGCGGCUACGCAGCCACGGAGCCCAAUGCAGAGGAGAUACUUCCGCUUCUUCACUGAUGAGAGGCUUUUCCUGCUCUUGCAGCAGGUGUGUCAGCUUCUCGGUUUUUACGGGGAUGUCUAUUUGCUCAUAGAUCACUUUAUGGAGCUGUACCGCGAGUCUGUGGUUUACCGGAAGCAAGCCGCCAUGAUCCUGAAUGAACUGGUUGCAGGGGCUGCUGGCCUGGAAGUGGAGAAUCUUCACGAAAACCAUAUUAAAACAAGCACAGAGGAGCUAAGAGAGAUUGUGACAUCUAUACUUGAAGAAUACACAAGCCAAGAAAAUUGGUAUUUGACCACUUGUAUCGAAUCUGAAGAAGUGGGAGAGGAGCUAACAAUGAAGCAGUCGGGCCUCCAGGCCAUCACAUCUGGUGCACACACCUGCCAAGUUACAUCUUUUCCAGCCUUCUCAAAGCCGAGUCCCACUAUUUGCUCCAUGAACAGCAACAUCUGGCAAAUAUGCAUCCAGUUGGAAGGGAUUGGCCGCUUUGCUUAUGCACUAGGAAAAGACUUUCGUUUGCUCUUGAUGACAGCCCUCUAUCCAGUACUGGAGAAGGCUGGGGACCAAACCCUGCUCAUCAGUCAAGCAGCUACCAGUGCCAUGAUGGACAUUUGCCACACUUGUGGCUACUACUCUCUGCAGCACCUGAUCAAUCAAAAUUCGGACUAUUUGGUGAAUGGGAUCUCUUUAAAUCUGCGUCAUCUGUCUCUGCACCCCCAUACCCCAAAAGUCUUGGAAGUCAUGUUGUGGAACUCAGAUGCUAGCCUGCUUCCUUUGGUGGCAGAUGUGGUUCAGGAUGUCUUGGCCACCCUGGACCAAUUUUAUGAUAAGAGAGCUGCUUCCUUUGUCGGUGUUCUGCAUGCCCUGCUGGCAGCAUUAGCCCAGUGGUUCCCAGACACAGAUGAUCUCAGGCAACUCCAAGGGGAAAGUGCAGGGGAGGCGGGAAGUCAUUUGAGCCAAAGACCAGCAGCUUCUGAGAAGGGACUUGAGAACACCACCACAGCAGAAGACAUGGAGCUGUUUUUGCUGAACUACCUCAAAGAAAAGGAUGUGGCAGAUGGAAAUGUCUCAGAUUUUGAUAAUGAAGAAGAAGAGCAGUCAGACCCUCCAAAAGUAGACGAGAGUGACACUGGUCCUGAUGUGGAGCCACCGUUGCCAGUGCAGAUCCAAAUAGCCACAGAUGUGAUGGAGCGCUGCAUCCACAUGUUGUCAGAUAAAAAUCUGAAAAUCCGCUUGAAGGUGUUGGAUGUGCUGAAUUUGUGUGUGGUUGUUCUGCAGUCCCACAAGAACCAGCUCCUUCCCUUGGCUCAUCGGGCCUGGCCCCCACUUGUGCACCGACUCACCAAUGAUGACCCCCUGGUGGUGCUCAGAGCCUUCAAGGUCUUACGUACCCUCGGAGGCAAGUGUGGCGACUUUCUGAGAAGCCGGUUCUGCAAAGACAUCCUGCCAAAGCUGGCUGGCUCCUUAGUCACCCAAGCUCCUGUCAGUGCCCGGGCUGGCCCGGUAUACUCCCACACGCUGGCUUUCAAGCUGCAGCUGGCUGUUCUGCAGGGCCUGGGCCCCCUCUGCGAGAGACUGGACCUAGGUGACAGCGACCUGAAUAAAGUGGCUGAUGCCUGCUUGAUUUACCUCAGCGCCAAACAGCCCAUGAAAUUACAAGAGGCUGCCAGGAGAGUGUCGGAGAAGUUUCCGUGGUGUGGCGGUGCUGCAAAGGGUUUUCCUCCACUUGAUGAAAGUGGACCCGGACUCCACCUGGUUUCUCCUGAAUGAACUUUACUGCCCUGAGCAGCUCACACCUCCCCACCCCAGCCUCCACCCCGUGCAGCUGCGGGGGACCAUGGGGCAAGGGAACCCUUAUGCAGCCAAUGUGCUCUGCCUACUGCAGGAGCUGCAGUGACCCCCCCACCCCCCACCACACACACACACACCUAGGUGUGACAGGGCAAUAUCUUUGUCCCGCAGGUGGGGCGACCCCACCCUGACCCCAGGUGGUGGCAGAGAAGACUGCGAAGGUGGAUUAGACAGCCAGUCGAUUUAUAAAUUGAUCGAUCCCACAACUGCUUAGAAAUUGAAGGAAAGUAGCUGACUGUUAUUUAUAUUUCAUACCUGGUGUUUUCAAAUGACAUUGUCUGGCAGCUCUAAGGGCUUAACUCCUUCGCUUACCAUCUCUGCGGCCCCAACUGCCCCACGGGCCAUCACCACCACACACACACACACACACACACACACACACACACACACAUCCCCACACCGGAGAGCCUAAGGACACAUGGAGGGAGGCCUCUACUAUGCACCAAGUGUGUCCCCUGAGCACCUGAGGACCACAUGGAAGUACCACGCACCCAGGAGUCUUCAGAACGCAGCCCUACAUCGCGGACAUGUGUACCUUCCCUCCUGGAACAGUGAGCUAGAGCUAACUCAUUGUACCCAACCUGUUAUUUGGAAGAAAAUGAAAUAAAGGCAAUUCUUGGAUGAAAGCUGUGA